AUACCUUUGGAAAGGCACCUUCUGAAAGGGAACUGGUGUCAGUUUUAGAGAGGACACUGGGCGAGGAGGAAACACCCAAGAAUGAAUCCGGUUGAUUGUUGCUCCGUGGAGGCUCAUCUCUGAAGAAACAAAUACAAUUUAUCUGAUUUAUCUUUAAAAGAAGAAGCACACAUGCCUCAGUUUGCAAAUCCAGGUGUAGGAACCUUUACAGCCUGGGAUUAUGUCAUUUUUGCAUUGCUCUUUGUCAUUUCUUCAGGGAUCGGGGUCUUUUUUGCAAUCAAGGAACGAAAGAAUGCAACCUCACGAGCUUUUUUGGUGGGUGGGAGGCAAAUGAUUUGUGGUCCAGUGGCUCUCUCACUCACUGCCAGUUUCAUGUCAGCGGUGACUGUGUUGGGAGCUCCCUCGGAGGUUUAUCGCUAUGGUGCUUCUUUCAUCCUCUUCUGCCUCGCCUUCAGUUUUGUGAUCAUCCUCACAGCUGAACUCUUCCUUCCAGUCUUUUAUAGAUCUGGAAUCACAAGCACAUAUGAGUACUUGGAGCUGAGAUUUAAUAGAGUGGUUCGUGUUGCUGCUACAAUGAUAUACAUUCUGCAAACUAUUCUCUAUACAGGCGUUGUGGUUUAUGCACCAGCUCUGGCACUGAAUCAAGUGACUGGUUUUAAUCUGUGGGGAUCAGUAUUUGCAACAGGAAUUGUUUGCACCUUCUAUUGCACCCUGGGAGGUUUGAAGGCAGUGGUGUGGACAGAUGCUUUCCAGAUGGUCGUGAUGGUAUUGGGGUUUUUAACAGUUCUCAUCCAAGGAACUAUCAAACUAGGAGGGAGUAGCAACACGUGGAAGAUUGCAAAGAAUGGCCAAAGACUCAAUAUAUUUGAUUUUUCAGUAGAUCCUCUGAGGCGCCACACCUUUUGGACACUGACAGUAGGAGGCACAUUCACUUGGCUGGGAAUCUAUGGAGUGAAUCAGUCCAUUAUCCAAAGAUGCAUUUCAUGCAAAUCAGAAAGACAUGCUAAAAUGGCACUGUAUCUGAAUUUGCUUGGACUCUGGGUGAUCCUUGUCUGCGCGGUGUUCUCAGGGCUGGUUAUGUACGCCUUCUACGUAAAUUGUGAUCCGUGGACUGCAGGAUUCAUUUCAGCAUCAGAUCAAUUAAUGCCAUAUUUUGUUAUGGAAAUACUGGGGCACCUUCCAGGACUCCCUGGACUCUUUGUGGCCUGUGCAUUUAGUGGCACACUUAGCACUGUUGCUGCCAGUAUUAAUGCCCUUGCAACUGUAACAUAUGAAGACUUUGUUAAACAAUGUUUCCCCAAUGUGUCAGACAAGAGGAGCACUUGGAUCAGCAAAGGCUUGUGCAUAGUAUUUGGUGUUGCCUGUACUUCAAUGGCAGUUGCAGCAUCUUCGAUGGGAGGGAUUAUUCAGGCAGCACUCAGUAUUCAUGGCAUGUGUGGUGGGCCCAUGCUUGGAUUAUUUUCACUGGGGAUUUUGUUUCCUUGUGCCAACUGGAUUGGUGCUAUCGGAGGGCUAGCAGUCGGUGUAACUUUAUCCUUCUGGCCUGCAAUCGGUGGAUUUAUUUAUCCUGCAUCAGUGUCAAAAACACUGCCACUACAUUUAAGUACUAACAGCUGCUUGCCACUGAACAUCUCAGAUUUGUUAUCCACACAGUCGCCAACCUUAACUCCUCAAUGGAGAGACAGACCCAUUCUGGCAGACAGCUUGUAUUCACUAUCGUAUCUCUACUACAGUGCUUUAGGAUGCUUGGGCUCAUUGAUAGCUGGGCUUCUCAUAAGCUUCAUAUCAGGAUCCAAAGACACUGCUAUUGUGAGGCCAACACUCAUCAGACCAGUCUCCAAUCUGUUUUGCUUUUGGUCAGAUAAAUUCAGGAAGAUGUGUGGGUCUGGAAUACAGCAUGGACAGAAAAACAGUGCAGAGGCCAACAAAGAAAAUACAGUAUCAGAUAAUGACCUGAUAAUGAAAAUAUCAACAAGAAAAGAGCUCAACGAUGUGUACAAUCAGGACUCAAGGAAAAUUCCAUCUAUUUAUAUCCCUGAACAAUGUACUCAUAUCAAUUUUGGACUUGUGAAAGAAACAUAUUUUUAGUUCCACACUAAGGUUAUAAUGGAGGUCAAGAACUGUGAACAGAAAAUCAUUCAAUUAUUAGUGUAAAAUGUGAAAAUAUCAUAUGGUUCAGAUAUCAUUUAAAAUUGGUAAUUUCACCAUGGUUAAUAAGCCAAGUGCAAAAGCUACUAUACAGUCAUAUACCUUGUGAGGUCCAUCAGUUCAAACCUGACCAUGAUAGGGAUGGAAUAGGGUGCCAUUAGCUUCAACCAUUGUGCCUUUGGAAUGAGGACGUAAGAUCAGUCUUCCGGAGAGUGAACACGAGGAAAGCACCUGGCCUAGAUGGCAGAAGUAUUUGCGGACAUAUUUAACCUCUCCCUGCUUCAAGCUCAGGUUCCCACCUGUUUGAAGACCACUAUCAUCCCGGUACCGAAGAAAAGCAAGGUAACAUGACUCAAUGACUACCGACCAGUGGCUCUGACAUCCACCACCAUGAAGUGCUUUGAGAGUUUGGUCAUGGCACGCAUCAACUCCAGCCUACCAGACAACCUGGACCCAUUGCAAUUCGCCUAUCACUGAAACAGGUCUACAGCGGAUGCCAUUUCCCCGGCCCUACACUCAGCUCUGGAGCAUCUGGACAGAAAAGACACCUACGUUAGACUAUUGUUUAUUGACUACAGCUCUGCAUUCAAUACAAUAAUCCCAAGCAAGCUUGUCACCAAACUCUGAGACCUAGGACUCAACACUUCCCUCUGUAACUGGAUCCUUGACUUUCUAACAAACAGACCACAAUCAGUGAGGAUAGGCAGCAAUAUCUCCGGCAUGAUUAUUCUCGACACUGGUGCCCCACAAGGCUGCGUCUUCAGCCCUCUAGUCUACUCCUUAUACACUCAUGACUGUGUGGCCAGAUUCUGCUCUAACUCCAUCUACAAGUUUGCAGAUGAUACCACCGUUGUAUCUCAAACAGCGAUGAGUCGGAGUACAGGAAGGAGAUAGAGAGCUUAGUGGAAUGGUGUCAUGACAACAACCUUGCCCUCAAUGUCAACAAAACAAAAGAGCUGGUCAUUGACUUCAGGAAAGGGGGCAGUGUACAUGCACCUGUCUACAUCAACGGUGCUGAAGUCGAGAGGGUUGAGAGCUUCAAGUUCCUGGGAGUGAACAUCACCAACAGCCUGUCCUGCUCAAAUCACAUAGAUGUCACAGCCAAGAAAACUCAGCAGUGCCUCUACUUCCUCAGGAGGCUAAAGUAAUUUGGUUUGUCCCCUUUGACUCUCACCAAUUUUUACUGAUGCACCAUAGAAAGCAUCCUAUCUGGAUGAAGCACGGCUUGGUACGGCAACUGCUCUGCCCAGGACCGCAAGAAACUGCAGAGAGUUGUAGACACAGCCCAGCGCAUUACGGACACCAGCCUCCCCUCCUUGGACUCUGUCUUUACUUCUCGUUGUCUUAGUGAAGCAGCCAGCAUAAUCAAAGACCCCACCCACCCUGGACAUUCUCUCUUCUCUCCUCUUCCAUCGGGUAGGAGAUACAGGAGCCUGAAGGCACAUACCACCAGACUUAAGGACAGCUUCUACCCCACUGUGAUAAGACUAUUGAACGGUUCCCUUAUACAAUGAGAUGGACUAUGACCUCACGAUCUACCUUGUUGUGACCUCGCACCUUAUUGCACUGCACUUUCUCCGUAGCAGUGACACUUUACUCUUUUUUGUUAUUGUUUUUACCUGUACUACAUCAAUGGACUCUAUACUGACUCAAUGUAACUGCACUGUGUAAUGAAUUGACCUGUAUGAUCGGUUUGUAAGACAAGCUUUUCACUGUACCUCGGUACAAGUGACAAUAAUAAACCAAUACCAAUACCAAUACCGAACCCUUUAAAAAGAGCAUUUUCAGAGUAACAAGAAUAUUGAAAUUUACUUUUUUUCUUCUUUUCAUAACAAAUCAACAAGCCUUUACUCUAUAGACUUUAACAGCCAAAGCCAGUUGGCUGAUGUAUGACAACUU
Pristis pectinata (smalltooth sawfish) is the source of this 4047-nucleotide messenger RNA. It is a transcript of the gene slc5a12, whose product is annotated as solute carrier family 5 member 12. Gene Ontology annotation, biological process: transmembrane transport; sodium ion transport. The transcript is spliced from 15 exons. Gene Ontology annotation, cellular component: membrane. Gene Ontology annotation, molecular function: symporter activity. The record is from RefSeq and is a predicted model, not a curated record. Bases 172 to 2088 code for a protein of 638 amino acids. NCBI's taxonomy places the organism in Eukaryota, Metazoa, Chordata, Chondrichthyes, Rhinopristiformes, Pristidae.